Messenger RNA from Drosophila eugracilis, 704 nucleotides. Its product is annotated as keratin-associated protein 16-3. The transcript has a single exon. NCBI's taxonomy places the organism in Eukaryota, Metazoa, Arthropoda, Insecta, Diptera, Drosophilidae. The record is from RefSeq and is a predicted model, not a curated record. The coding region runs from base 122 to 535 and encodes 137 amino acids.
AAAGACACCGGUCGCACGUUGGCCAGGUCACAGUUAGCAAACGGAGUGCCCACGGAGAGCAAUCAUAAAGCCACUGAUAAAGUCAAGCGACCAGCAAGCAGUUCAAGGAGCCAUAAGGAUAAUGCGUAGCUGGUUUUUAUUUGGAUUAUAUGCGCUGCUAAUCGCCGCAACAGUUGGCCAACCGCUGCAGCAAAAUGAGUCCGGAAAAACUGAGGAUGACGAAAGGGGAGAGCGAGUGAGUCGCCAAAUUCCCUAUCCCUAUUUGGGUGGCUAUGGAGGAGGAUAUGGUGCUGGCUAUGGUGGAUAUGGUGGCUAUGGAGGAUACGGUGGCUAUGGUAGCUACGCCGGCAUACGCUCUUCACUUUAUCCUUACGGCAAUCUGUACGGCACCAGCGGCUUGGGUCUGGCUGGCGGAUAUUAUGGUCGUCCUUAUGGUUAUGGCGGUGGCUAUAAUAUUGGAUAUCCGGCCAUUGGCGGCUUUGGUGCCACUGCCGGCGGCAUCUAUGGUGUUAGUCCAUUUUCCCCAUUCGCUUAAGUGGCUAUUCGAAAUAAAAAAACCAAUACGAAAAACCAAAAAUAAAAACAAAACUGAAAAAAAAACGAAACUUAAAAAAAAUUUUUUAAAUUUGUAUGAAGUUUUAGCUGUGGUAAACUUAACAGGGAUUACCUAAUGAUUCCACAGUCGACUAUUUGACAACGUAAUG